GCGCCAACGAUGACUGACCCGGCAAAUGACCUCCUCGCCCACGGCACGGCCGCGUACCACAACAAGAUCAAGGAAGAGGUGGGCGGCGUCUUGCCGCCGCUCGAAAUUCGCUUCACGGACCUCGCGCUCUCGGCCGACGUCCCGCUCAUGACGCGCCAAGAGCUGCCGACGCUCAUGAGCGACGUCACCUCGAUGGUGCGCGGUCUCUACCAGCCGUCGCGGACCGUGCGCAAGGACAUUCUGCACCCGAUGACGGGGACGCUCACGCCCGGGACAAUGACGCUCGUGCUCGGCCAGCCCCGGUCCGGCAAGUCGUCGUUCCUCAAGCUUUUGAGCGGCCAAGUCAAGACGACCAAGAGCCUUCGCAUGGACGGGCAGCUGACGUACAAUGGCGUCUCGGACAUGGGUCCCCACUUGGCGCGCUGGACGUCGUAUGUGGCGCAGCGCGACGUGCACUACCCGACGCUCACGGUGCACGAGACACUGUCGUUUGCGUCUCGCUGCGUCACGAGCCGCGAGCAGCUAGCGGCGUACACGGCCUCCGAUUUCAAGGGGUGCACGCUUGGUGGCAUCGACUACUGCGCACUGACUGGCAGCACCUCGGUGGGCACGGCGCUCCUCGAGCAGUUUGGCCUUCGCACCAGCCGGGCGUGGAUCUGGUAUGGCGUCUUGUAUCUCGUCGGCUGCUACUUUGCGUUCCUCUUUUUCGCGUAUCUCAUCCUCGAGUACAUUCGCUUUGACGACACGGAUCACAGCCACGUGGUCGGAACCCAGUCUAAUGACGGACGCUCUUCCACGGACGACGACGAUGAAAUGCCGUAUCUCGAGGCACCCAAGACACCGACGGUCGCCAUCGCCGUGGCCCCCCGUGAGGUCGUACCCGUGACAUUGACGUUUGAAAACUUGAGCUACACGGUCCCCAACCCGACAAAGGGCGAGCCCGACUUGCGGCUGCUCAAGUCUAUCAGUGGCUAUGCGCUGCCGGGCACGGUCACCGCGCUCAUGGGGGCGUCCGGUGCCGGCAAGACCACCUUGAUGGACGUCAUCGCCGGGCGCAAGUCGAGCGGCAAGAUCGACGGCGAGAUCAAGCUCAACGGCCACAUCGCAACCGACCUAGCGAUUCGUCGGUCGACGGGCUACUGCGAGCAGAUGGACGUGCACUCCGAGUCGGCCACCUUCCGCGAGGCGCUUCAGUUUAGCUCGAUGCUGCGGCAGUCGGACGACAUUCCCGCGGCCGACAAGCUCGCGUUCGCAGAAGAGUGCUUGUCGCUCCUUGGGCUCGAUACGAUCGGCGAUAAGAUCAUCCGCGGGUCGUCUGUCGAGCAGAUGAAGCGCCUCACGAUCGGUGUCGAGCUCGCGGCGUCGCCGUCUGUGCUGUUUCUUGAUGAGCCGACGUCAGGUCUGGAUGCGCGCUCGGCCAAGAUCGUCAUGGCCGGCAUCCGCAAGAUCGCGUCAACAGGUCGCACGGUCGUCUGCACGAUCCACCAGCCGUCGGCCGAGGUCUUUGAGAUGUUUGACAACCUCCUCCUCCUCAAGCGCGGUGGCGAGACCGUCUUCUUUGGCGACCUCGGCACCAAGGCGGCGCAUUUGAUCCGCUAUUUCUCUUCGCUGCCGGGCACGCCGCCGAUCGAGGCCGGUAUGAACCCCGCGGCAUGGAUGCUCGAUGUCAUUGGCGCCGGCGUCGAAGUGCGCGCUCAAGCUGUCGACUUUGUGCAGGCGUUUGCGUUGUCGGCUGAGCGUCAAGCGCUCACGGACGGUCUUGCAGUACACGCUGCACCGCACCCGGAGCUCGAGGCGCUCACGUUUGGCUCCAAGCGCGCGGCUGCGUUGAGUACGCAGUUGGGUCAGCUACUGCGCCGCUUUGUCCGUCUGCACUGGCGCACGCCGUCGUACAACAACACGCGCGGCGUCAUCUCGAUCGCCCUCGCCAUCUUCUUUGGUCUCUUGUACAACAAAGUGGACUAUACGACCUUCUCGGGGGCGACCGGCGGCAUCGGGAUGAUCUACCUCUCGUCCGUCUUCAUCAGCAUGGUCUCGUUCUUCUCCGUGAUGGUGCUCGUCGUCGACGACCGCAGCGCGUUUUACCGCGAGCGCGCGUCGCAGACGUACUCGGCGCUCGCUUACUUUGUCGCGUCGACGCUGACCGAGAUUCCGCACGUCGUUGGCUCGACCUUUGCGUUCGCCAUCAUCUUUUACCCGUUUGUGGGUCUCAACGUGUCGGUGGGCGCGUGCUUGUACUACGGACUCAACCUCUCGCUCAUGGUGCUCUUCCACGUCUACUUUGGCCAGCUCAUGGCCAUUCUGCUACCCAACGUCGACGUGGCGGGCACCGUCGGCUUUCUCUUCAGCUCCAUUUUCAUGCUCUUCAUGGGCUUUGCGCCGCCGGCGUCGCAGAUUCCGAGUGGCUUCCGGUGGCUCUACAGCGUUGUGCCACCCAAGUUUAGCAUGGCCAUUCUGGCUGCCGAGACGUUUGCCAAGUGCACGGAUGGCCACGAACUCGGCUGCAAGACGCUCGCGCACGUUCCGCCCAGUGUCCUCAAAGCGAUGGGCAAUGCCUCCAGCAUCACGCUCAAGGAGUACGUCGAGGGCGUGUACGAGAUGAAGUACGACGACGCCAGCACCAACACGCUCGCCACGCUCGGCUGGAUCGCCAUCAUCUUGGCUCUCAACGCGAUCGCGCUUCGCUUCAUCAACCACCAAAAGAGAUAG
This is a messenger RNA of Saprolegnia diclina VS20, 2709 nucleotides long. RefSeq lists its product as hypothetical. The record is from RefSeq and is a predicted model, not a curated record. Gene Ontology annotation, molecular function: ABC-type transporter activity; ATP hydrolysis activity; ATP binding. Bases 10 to 2709 code for a protein of 899 amino acids. Lineage: Eukaryota; Oomycota; Saprolegniomycetes; Saprolegniales; Saprolegniaceae. Gene Ontology annotation, cellular component: membrane. The transcript is spliced from 2 exons.